Mytilus trossulus (common blue mussel) is the source of this 868-nucleotide messenger RNA. RefSeq names its product shiftless antiviral inhibitor of ribosomal frameshifting protein homolog. NCBI's taxonomy places the organism in Eukaryota, Metazoa, Mollusca, Bivalvia, Mytilida, Mytilidae. Gene Ontology annotation, biological process: viral translational frameshifting; innate immune response. The coding region runs from base 72 to 815 and encodes 247 amino acids. Gene Ontology annotation, molecular function: ribosome binding; sequence-specific mRNA binding. The transcript is spliced from 7 exons. The record is from RefSeq and is a predicted model, not a curated record.
UUUUAUUUAUAUGUAAACACAAAACAGGAAAUAAUGUUAUCUGAACAGAUAUGAUUUUAUGGUCAACAUAAAUGGAGGACAACGAACUUGAGAUCAAAAAGCUAAGAGAGUUGUUCAGAGGACGAUUUACGUUUGAGGAAGCACGGUCGCUAAUUGAUCAUCACCAUGGAGACUGCCAGGCAGCUGCUAAUUUUGUACUUGAUGAGGAGCCAGUAACAGUUAGAUAUGUAAUUGGGACGGAUAAUGAUCUGUGGCAAGUUGUUACAAAUAAUCAAAUAUGGAAAGACUUAGUACGACAAGGAACUAUUCUAAAACAAGAAAGACAGUUUGCAUGCAGCGCGUGUGAUAACGUCUGGUGGAGAAAAGUUCCAAACCGGAAGCUGGUUUCUAAGUGUGUGCGAUGUAAGAUACGAUAUGAUGCUGUACCGACAGAAUACGAAUGGGGAAGAGCUGAAUUGAAUUGCCAGUUUUGUGGAAAUGUCUUCAGAGGGUUUGGACAAAUGGGAGUCGCUUCAAGUCCUUGUUACAGAUGUGGCACGGUAUGUUCGCCGAAAGCAAUCAUACCAAGACGGAGGUUACAAGGAAAAAGAUCCAGAAAUGUUCAUUCAUGUUUCUGCCGGAACUGCUUUAAUCGAGCAGAUGGGCCUAUUUUUGAAGAAACCUGCGUCCAUCCACGUUCAUUGCACCGGCGUGUAGUGCAUGCUAGCCAACAACACUACAGCUCCGGAUCUACAGUUGAUACGUUCUUAACACAAGAUGACUUAGCUUCACAGGUUUCUGAUUUUGAACCAAUAUUAUCAGAUAUUGAUGAAUGAUGCUGUCAUGGAGUAUGAUGUUUUUUCAUAGUUAAUAAAUAUACAUCCCUUUC